Molecule: messenger RNA, 1599 nt
Organism: Laccaria bicolor S238N-H82
Lineage: Eukaryota; Fungi; Basidiomycota; Agaricomycetes; Agaricales; Hydnangiaceae
Exons: 4
Coding region: 1-1599 (532 amino acids)
Cellular component (GO): mitochondrion
Source: RefSeq, a predicted model, not a curated record
AUGAGCUCAUUUUUCCCAAAGAAUCUGGGAAUUGGAUUUUUCGCGUCUCUGCAACGAAAUUUUAAGACCGCUCAGAAGCUAUCGGGUCUCUCCCGUACUGUCCCAUUCACAAGGUCUGAACAAAGAGAGCUCUUCAAGUACACUAGUGCGCGGUGGUUAUACAACGAGGAAGAACAAACCGCACCACGAUAUGUCGAAUUCAACGUUGAUGAGAUACAACAUGUAGCCUGUGCGGCAGUCGGAGCUCAACGUUGCGUCAUGUUCAAGAAACUAGGUGAAGGAUCUUACAACCAGGUUUUUGCCCUUAACUUUGAUAACGGGGUGGAGGCAAUCGCACGCCUUCCAACUGGCCUUGCUGGAGCCCCUUUCUUCACCAUGGCGAGUGAGGUUGCUACGCUGGAGUUCGUGCGAGAAGUUCUUGGCAUACGUGCGCCGCGAGUAUUCGCAUGGAGCGCUGAUGCUACUGCAAAUACUGUCGGUACCGAAUAUAUCGUCAUGGAGAAGAUGUCUGGCGUAGAAUCCCAUCAUCGCUGGACGCAUAUUGCGAAAGCACCUGAAGUCUUUCCACUUUUAGACGGUGUCUUCGGUAUAGAGCAGAGCUUCGAGGGUGCGCCCUUCUCGCAGAUAGGCAGCCUCUAUUUCAGGGAUGAUGUACGAGCCGAUUUACGGGACCGCCCGCUGUUUCGUCCAGGUUCCCUCCCAGAGAACGAUACCGAGUUGCAUAGAAGGCUCGAUGCAGCGAAGGACAAAUAUCGUAUUGGCCCAAUCGCAGAUCGUCAAUGGUGGCGGUCGGAACGAGCCCAAGUGACAUAUGAUCAUGGUCCAUGGCCUGACAUGGGCUCCUUCCUUCUUGCUGCUGUGGAUUCAGAACGUACUUGGAUUCGUCACCAUGCUUCGCAGAACACGACCUCAAGGUUUCGUCGUUUUCCGUUUUACAACGCUGUUGCCCACCUUAAACUUUUGGAUGUGCUUGCCCUCGCGAUUCCGCACAUAAUACCGCCACUCAUGCUGAGCAGCCGAACUCUCUGGCAUGCCGACAUUAGUCAUUCAAAUUUAUUCGUUGCUGAGACGGGUCCGGCAGUGGUCCAAGGUCUUAUUGAUUGGCAGCAUAGCAUCAUAGCUCCUUAUUGCAUGCAGGCCACAUUUCCCUCUAUUUUUACCUAUGACGGUGGCCUGAUCGACAUCCCGGUGGGUCGUGUCGCGCCUAAGUUGCCCAGCCACGUGUCGACGUUGAACCCAGACCAGCAAGUGCCGUAUCUUUUACAUUUGAAGCUCGCGAUGAGACACAAAGCGUAUGAACAGAAGAUCGUGACGGAGAACGAGAGGAGGAUGAUCGCGUGUGCGAUGCCUUUCUCCACGGAGCUGGCGCUUUUGCCGUACCAUGUUCUCAGAUCCUGGAGUGACAGCCUGGUACCACUCCGAAAAGCGCUCUUGCACCUCCGAGAUGUUUGGGACACCUAUGCUCAUGAGGGCACUCAGUGUCCGAUACGUUUUACGGCCGAUGAGGUUCAGAAGCACGAGCAGGAAUUGCAGCGGUAUACCAAAUACCAGGAAUCUAUUACUUCUUUGGAUAACGAUCUUGAUCAGGCAGACGCCUGA